Molecule: messenger RNA, 4977 nt
Organism: Cavenderia fasciculata
Lineage: Eukaryota; Evosea; Eumycetozoa; Acytosteliales; Cavenderiaceae
Exons: 11
Coding region: 1-4977 (1658 amino acids)
Molecular function (GO): microtubule binding
Source: RefSeq, a predicted model, not a curated record
AUGUCAGAUGAUGAAGAUGAUGAUUUAUUUGUGAUCAAGAGAAAGGUUGACAAUAAUAACAAUAACAAUAAUAAUAAACAAAAUGAACAACAACAACAACAAGAUAAUAAUAAUAUAAAUACAAUAACUGAUAUUGUUGUAACAUCAUCAAAUAUUAAUAAUACUAAUAAUAAUAAUCACAAGAAAAAGAAAAGAUUUAAUUAUAAAAGAUUCUUUAGACUAAAUAAUACUAAUAGUAAUAGUAAUAAUAAUAACAGUAGCGGUAGUAGUAAUAAUAAUAAUAAUAUAAGUUCAAAUGGACAACCAAAUUUAGAGGAUGAUGAUGAUGAAGAGAUAGAAGUUGAUGAUGACUAUAUAAUGUCUCCAAUUGAUUGGAUUCCUGAUGAGUUAUUGGCUCGUAUCUAUGGCUAUCUAGACCCUGCUCAUUUAGGAAGAGCUGCUACUGUUUGUUCAAGGUUUUAUAAAAUAUCAUAUGAUGCAUCAUUAUGGAGAGAUGUAUUAAAACAAUGGGAAUUAACAUCACCACAAUCAUUGUAUAAUAAGAACUUAAAGAAACAUAAAAGAUAUAGAGGUGAUUUUGAUGAAGAUGAUGGACAUGGUCAUCAUAGUAGUCAUCAUCACAGCAGAAGAAGGAAAGGUGGAUUGGAAAUGGAAGAAGGUGGUGGAGGAGGUACAGUCAAAAACCAUCCACUUCGAGAAAGAACCUAUUACGUUGAACGAUUUAAAGCAGAGGUAAAAGCACAUCAAUCAUCAGAGUUGAGACACAUGGAAAUGGCACGUGUCACAAAAUACCAACAAAAUAUAGAGAGUAGUGCCAAGUUGAUGAAAUACGCAUUCUAUGCUGAACCAUGGUACGAUAUCCUAUGGUUGGCAUGCAUCAUCUUUUUCUCUAUCCUUUUACCUCUACAAUGUGAAGGUGUAAUCGAGUGGCCUUGGGCUACCAUAUUUACACCAUUACUUCCAAUUGUUUAUCUUGCUGUUGGUGCUCCAAUAACUUAUGAAUAUUUUAAAUAUAAAAAUAAUUAUGAUUAUGUUGAUGAACUUGGAAUCAUUCAAGAAAGAAGAGUACCAUCAUUUGUAAAGUUACUAUUUUUCGAACCACUUUGGGAUGCGGAUCAUAUGGAUCGAUUGUUCUUUUUCACUCCGAUAUUGACGAUUGUCACCUUUUUAAUCUUGAUUAUUGUCAAGUUGAGUGAUGGUGCGCUGGUCAGUUGGGGUGGUGUAUUUGUACCAUUACUCAUUCUAUGUGUAGCAUUAUUCUUCUUUCCAUUCUUUUAUCCACAUCGUAUCAACAACACUAGAUGUAUAUUUGAUCAAAUAUUUAUGAUUUUUAUUAAUUCUCUUAUAUUUAUAUUUGUUAUAUUAUUAUAUAAAAAGAUAAAUAAUGAUUUAAAUGUUAGUUGGUAUUAUAUUUUCAUUCCAUUAUUUAUUAGUGAUUUAGCAUUAAUAUUCUAUCCAUUGGUCAUUCUAAUGUUGAAAAAGAUACAAAGAUUAGAUUUAUUCAUUCCAAUUUAUAUAUUAGAAGUAAGAGAGGGCGAUAGAGAUAGGGUAGGAGGCAAUUUUUAUUUAUUAAUUACCCCAUCCGUCACGAUGCUGCCUACUACUCAUUAUUCAACUCCCCCAUCAUCAUCAUCAUCAUCAUCAUCAUUCUUUCAACAACAACAAGAUAGAAGUGACUAUAGUACAAGGACAACACCAACUACUACAACAUAUGGCAAAAUAAAGCCAGGUUCACCAUCGCCUCGAUCAUCAUAUUAUCCCAACAACAUUGUAGUACCACCAUUAUCACCUAGCGAGGUUGUAUUGGAAGAGGUCAUACCUGAUGAUAUAGAGGUCAGAGAUGCAUUGUUUCCACCACAUCAAUCAGAGUCACCAUCCCCUUUUAUCGAUUCACCUUUAACUCCUAUCAAACCAACUGUUGGUUCAACAAAACAAACACCAAGACGUUGGAGAUUAGUCCCUGCAAAUUGUACUUGUGUAGUUCAUGAUGAACAUCAUCAACAUCAACAACAACAAGUUUGUCAAAAAUGUAAUUCUUCAGUUGGUGGUGGACCAGUUAGUGAUCAAAAGCCACCUAUAUCUACACCUCCAUUACUACGUCGAUCAUCGUCAUCAUCAUCUCAUCAACAACAUAGUAAUGGUCAUAGUAAUGGUAAUAAUGUAAUUUACUCAACACCAGAUGGUAAACAUUAUAGAUCACCAAUCCCAACUGGACCAACGGCGACAUUUAAUGUUACACCCAUGUCAACAAUGCACAGGACAACAACAACGUCAUCAUCAACAUCAUCAUCUAGAAGGGGAUCUUCUUUGGACCACUCUUACAUUUCACCAACUGGUAAAAGAACAAUAGUUGAAUAUAAUGUCUACCCUAGUGGAGAUUAUAAUAGAGAGAUGCAAUUAUUAAAGACAGAGGUUAAUAUAUUAGAGGAUGAAUUUGAACAUCUCAAAAGAUCAACAAAUAGUAAUGAUAGAAGUCGGACUAUUAAUAGUAUAUUCAACGACGAGAGUAUAUCAAGAGAAAGAGAAGAAGUUCAAUUUAAAAAGACAUUGGUAGAGAGUGAAAUCAAAGAGACUCAGAAGGAGUUGAAUGAUCAAGUCAUCCAACUAAAGGAUUUAUUGCGAUUGGUCGAAGGUCAAAAAAAAGUAUUAGAGUCUAGUGUAAACGAGAUACAUUAUGCUUGUGAACAAGCUCAAAAAGACAGUCGACAAUUGGCACAUGAACGACAAACCCUAUUGCACAAGAUAGAAGAGUAUGGUAGAGAAUUAGAGAGUCGUGGAGUAGACACUGAAUUAUUUAUAGAGUUGGAACAACACGUUGAAUCAAUCAACCAAACAAUUGACACUAAAUUGGAACACCUCAAUUUUGACAUUGAAUCAAAAGAGAGUAGUGAACAAAUAUUGACAAUGGAACAAGCCAAGAGGUUAAUGGCUGAUCAAGUAACUAGUCAAGGCAAGGCAUUUGUACUAUUGGAAGAAUUGACAAUACUCUAUCAUAAAAUACAAGAUUUAGAGGAUGCGUCACAAGGACGUGUUGAUCAAGCCAUUGAACAAGCUAAAGAAGAACUAUAUUAUGAAGAUAAACAAAAGAUGGAAUCUGAUAUUGCUUUGUUAAAUACAGAGAUUGAUACACUUGUAAUGGAAAAGGAUCAAAAGACACAGGAUCUACAAUUGGUACGCGAUGAAUUAUUCCAAUCAAAAGAGGAAUGUGAAGCUCUUGGUAAUGAGCUAAGAAAAUUAAAGGAUCAAGAGAUUGUCAGAAAUGAACAGUACAAGGACAAAGUACUUCUUACCAACAAACAAUUAGAGGAUAUUCGAGAGUCAUUGGAUACCUAUGAAUACAAUGAAACAUUUUAUAAAAAGGAAAUAGACCAAUUAUCAAGAAACCAGUCUACUCUACAACACCAAGUCCAACAAUUCCGAUCUAGUGAAACACAACUAAAGAAUCAUAUCAAAGAUAUAGAAACAAAACAUAUCAGUCAACAAGAAGAAACGAAAAGCGAGAUUCAACAACUCAACGAUAGAAUUGCACAACUAUUAGAGGAAAACGAUGAUAUGAAGGAAAGAUUGAGUAAAGUUCAUAUUGUCAUUCAAGAUUCACCAAGAGUUCCUUUAUCAAAAGAGACAAUAGAAGCAUUGACUCCAAGUAAACAACAAAGAUCAUCAUCAUUUUUUUAUUCACAUCAACCGCAACAACAACAAGCUCCAUUAUCUUCACAAAAAUUACAACCAACAAGUAGUAUUUAUCAAUCAACUUAUAAACCUCCACCUCUAUCAAGUCUAAGCGUCGAUGAUUUAAAUGGGUCAACAACUUUAAAAAAUCCAAUUAGACAGGAAUUCCAAGAUAAAAGGGAUUCUUUAUUAUCAACUCUAAAGAGUCAAUCUUUGGAUAAAGAAAUUGAAACAAAUCAAGAACAAGAAGAACAAGAAGAACAACCAGAAAUUGAAGAGCAUGAACAAGAAGAGGAGGAAAUUAACCAAAAAGAACAACCAGAUACUGAAGAUUAUGAUCAACGAGAAGAACAAAUAGAGGAGGAGGAGGAGGAGGAGGAAGAAGAGGAAUUACAAGAGGAGGAAAUUGAACACGAAGAGGAAAUUGAGGAAGAAGAGGAAAUUGAACAAGAAAUUGAAGAAGAGGAAAUUGUAGAAAAUAAUGAGGGAUCAUCACAACAGUACAGUUAUCGCUCUUACCAAACACCUUUAAAAGAUGAUAAAUCCUUUACUGGUUCUUCUUCAUCUUUAUCUUAUUCAAAAUAUACAACAAAGGAAGAAACAAUGUCACCUUUAUUUAGUGCCAAUCCAUUCAUGACUGAUGAAGACCAUAUGGAUUAUGUUGAUGAAAAUGAAAAAUAUGUAUCACGUCAUUGGUCAAGUUCAAGUUCAACAAAAGAAGAAGAAGAAGAGGAUUCUAGAAUGGUUAAUGUGUUGCAAGAUAGCGACAACCUUUUAGAGCAAUUUAGUAUGGAGGAUGGUAAGAAUUAUAUUUUGGAAGACCCAGAUAAAUCGUCGCCAAGAAAGACCUCACCAUCCAAAGCAUGGCACCCAAACAAUACUAUCGAUAAAAUACUUUUGAAUCAUUCACCCCUCAAGGAUGAACAACAGAGGCGAUUGUACACAGUACCGACGACAGUUCAAAAAAUCGAUGCCAAAAAUGGCGACUAUCGAGUCAGCAAUACUAAAAUUAACCUCAAACUUCAUAGUGGAGAGCUAGUCGUUCGAGUUGGAGGAGGAUACGAAAAGUUUGUUACCUUUAUUCAAAGACACCGAAAUUUACGAUGGUUCAAGGAUGGACGCGAAAUUGACAAAAAAAAUUACGACCAAGAGAUUAAAAAUUUUGAAAUACAACGUAAAACCAAAGACAUUGGCAAUGUUACCUUUAUCGUAAAGGGUUGUGAAAGUCAAUUUGGCCACCACGUCUCACGUUGUUUUGUCAGAACCGUAGUGUCAACCUUGCAAACCAUGUUAACUUUUGGAAUCUAA